Messenger RNA from Eleginops maclovinus (Patagonian blennie), 4696 nucleotides. RefSeq names its product death-associated protein kinase 2a (gene dapk2a). The record is from RefSeq and is a predicted model, not a curated record. Bases 86 to 1633 code for a protein of 515 amino acids. Gene Ontology annotation, cellular component: nucleus; cytoplasm. Gene Ontology annotation, biological process: positive regulation of apoptotic process; intracellular signal transduction; protein phosphorylation. Gene Ontology annotation, molecular function: protein serine/threonine kinase activity; ATP binding. The transcript is spliced from 9 exons. NCBI's taxonomy places the organism in Eukaryota, Metazoa, Chordata, Actinopteri, Perciformes, Eleginopidae.
UCCUCGUGUGCUCAGAGUUGGAGACGCACACAGGGCAGGAGGAGGACAGGGUGUUCAUGAUCAAGACUUGCAUUAUAUUUUCUACAUGGUAAGCCUAAAGCGUAAUGAAGAAGUAUUACCCCAACUACAGACAUCAGUGAGGACUGCAGCCAUGGACUUAUUCAAACAACAGAAAGUGGAGGAUUUUUAUGAAAUUGGUGAAGAGUUGGGAAGUGGGCAGUUUGCUAUUGUAAAGCAAUGCAGAGAGAAAAGCAAAGGUCUGGAAUUCGCCGCCAAGUUUAUCAAGAAGCGGCAGAGCAUGGCCAGCUCUCGAGGAGUGCGGCGGGAGGAGAUAGAGCGGGAAGUGGACAUCCUGCAGCAGAUUCAGCACCCAAACAUAGUCACGCUGCAUGGCGUCUACGAAAACCGCACUGAUGUGGUGCUCAUCUUGGAGCUGGUCUCUGGAGGUGAGCUCUUUGAUUUUCUGGCUCAGAAAGAGUCUCUGAGUGAGGAAGAAGCCACUCAGUUCAUCAAGCAGAUCCUCGAGGGGGUGAACUACCUCCAUGCAAGGAAAAUCGCUCACUUUGAUCUUAAGCCAGAGAACAUCAUGCUGCUGGACAAGAAUGUGCCAUUGCCAAGAAUUAAACUCAUAGAUUUUGGUCUUGCCCACAAGAUUGAAGCCGGGGUGGAGUUCAAAAACAUCUUUGGAACACCUGAGUUUGUAGCACCAGAGAUUGUCAACUAUGAGCCGUUGGGAUUAGAAGCAGACAUGUGGAGUAUUGGGGUCAUCACCUACAUCCUGCUGAGUGGUGCUUCACCUUUCCUGGGUGAGACCAAACAGGACACUCUGAAGAACAUUUCAGCCAUAAAUUAUGAGUUUGAUGAGGAGUUCUUCUGUCACACCAGUGAGCUGGCCAAGAAAUUCAUCAGCCAGUUGUUGGAGAAGGAUAAGAGGAAAAGAUUAACAAUUCAAGAUGCUCUUAAUCACCCAUGGAUCAAGUCCAAUGAGCACAAGGAGGAGAAUAAAGCCAAGGAGCCAAAGAAACGGGAGCGGCGCCAGCUGAAGACAAAGCGCCUGCGGGAGUACACUAUCAAGUCCCACUCAAGCAUGCCACCCAACAACACCUAUGUAAACUUUGAGCGCUUUGCCCAGGUGGUGGAGGACAUUGACCAGAUGGAGAGCUCAUUCGUCAGCCUGGCAGCAGCCCAUGACUCCCUGCAGGAAGACAUCGAUGCCAUGGUCUCUAUAUACAAUGAAAAGGAGGCCUGGUACAAGGAGGAGAGUGAAGAUGUGCGCCAUGAGCUCUCGCAAAUCCGCUAUGAGUUCCGUAAAGUGGAGGCCUUUAAGAGGAGCCUGCAGGACGACAUGCAGGCCUUCAGCUUCAGCCUCGACGGUGUCAGCAACCGCUAUCAGGAGAGACAGAACCACUUCGAUACGCUGCGUCAGGAGCUCAGCAAUGAACUCAAGUGGGUUCAGGAGGAGAUGGGUUCAUUUCCAAUGGAUGGAGGUGGGGGAGGAUACCCCAACUGUAGCUUCUCCACCGUCUUCAACAACGACGUUAAUGAAGCCCUGAAGGAGCUUCUGAACCGCUCCUGUGGAGGAGAGCUGCUGUCCGGGAUCAACCUGGACUUUGAAACCGGACAGCAAAGAUAAAUGCUUCAGUUAUUCAAUAACCACUUAACAUCAUGGUGACUAGUACACUCUAAGAAAUAAGGGUUUUAAAAGGGUUGAAGUUCUACCUACAACCAUGUUCUUCUGACGGGAACAUCAAGAAAGUGUUCCUUGUAGGAUUAAGGGUUCAAUUAAGAACCUUUUUCAUCCAAGUACCCAUUUUUGGUAGCAAGAGUUCUUGAAUGAUUGAUGAAAGCAUGGGUAUUAAAAGAACCUUCAUUGCCACACACCAUGAACUGUGAUUAUGAUCCAUGAAUGUUCUGGGAUUUAUGGGAUUCAGUCAUUUUUGGGCUCUAAAGUACAGUACAAUGUGGUUCUUCAAGGGUGCUCAGAAGACAGGAUGAAAAUGGGUGAAACCCUUUUAAAAAGGUUAUUUUUAGGUCCCAUGUGAAUGUUCUAGAUAAAAUCCUUAUAAUAUUAAAGGGUUUUUUGGUAGCACCCAUUGUGCAUAGACAGCAUAAAGGUUCUGGAUAGAACCCCAAGAGAGGGUUUUGGGUGAUAAAGGUUCUAUGGAUGUGUGUAUUCUUAAAUGCUUUACUGUAUAUUUAAAUGUCCAAUCAAAUGUUUAAGAAAAAUAAAUAGAAUCCAUUACACAUUCAAAAGCAGGUUACUCACAACCUAAGAUUGAUCAAUACUAUGACAGCCAGCUGAUAUUUACACCAGCAUGCCUUCACAAUAUUGUUAACUUUGUAAAUUUGUAUUAGAACCCAGCACCCAUAACAUUCAAUCUAUGUCACAACUCUUAUGAAUUCAAAAAUAUUGUAUUGCUGUAGAUCAGCACAUUUUAGUUGAGCCCAGGGACUCUUUAUUAUAGUGUUCCACAUUCAACAGAUCAAAUCAGAGCUGGUAGCAUUUUAAAAUUUUAGGGGGUUUGCAGAUUAUGGAAAGAUAUCUUUUAUUUAUACUAAAAUAUCCAAACUGAAGUUCUUAAAUAGCUUCAGUUUGGAUUAUAAAACACUGUGUUUGUGGAUGGAGAAAUUCUGAUGUUUAGUCCAGUCAUGCAGAAUAAGUUACAAGUUAGUAAAAAAGGUCUCAUGAUUUAUUUGAAAUGCCAUUUAAUUUCAAACUUGAAGACACACUUGUUCAGCUUGUGAAUCUUGGUCAAUUAUGGAGCGUUAGUCAUGGCGGCAGUGAUGAGAGGUGCAGUCUGUCCGGAUAAGCUGGAACAGAUCAGAGACAACAUAAAACUUGGAUGGUCAUUUUUUUCAACACAUUUUUUCUCACUAUAUUUUACCACCAACUGUUUAAAAUAAAUAAAGUUUAAAUGAUUUAGCACACAAAUUAUGCUAUCAAAAAUUGAUUAAUUUUUUUAAUGAGAUUCAGUCAACGUCAAAAAGGCAUCAUGACUGAGAGAAUGAAACACAUUCAACGCACAAGAGAUAACACAUUAAGCCUGUUUACCCCUCGAAAAUGCUUUAAAGUGGUCAUUUAAAAGAAUUUCACUGAGCUGAACAUGUACUGGCUGUUAAACUUUUCACAUCACUCUUAGAAAAAAUAGCUCUUUGAGGAUAACAUGGCACUGUUGAAAAGCUCCAAAGCCAGCAAACAUUAUUUGUAAAUGAUGUUUGAGAACAUAGCCAAACCAGAAGAGGAUUCAUUAAACACUACUCAUUGCUCCAGUAGUUAAGAUGUAUUGUGGUUUGGUAAACAAUUGAAUGUUGAGUUUAGAAGUUGUGUUUGGAAGGAAUGUCAGGAAAAACCAUCUUCACAUGCCUGGUUAUGAGACUCAGGAAUGAAGUUAUUGUUAUGACGGAAAGUAAGACAACCAACCUCAUACAAAUCAGACAAUAGCAUCACCUGAUCUCAUUUGUCUUCAUUUGUGUUCUUUUAAAAUCCAUCAGCGCUGCAGCUUGUGAUAGGUUUCCUCAAUGGCUUUUCACACACAUAUUGACCCGGGGUUGCUCAAAGCUAAAUGAUUCACACUGCCAUUCUAAGACCUUCAAAUCAGCCCUUGUAUACAUAGCUAUUUGUAAAAUCCUGAUUUGUGUGAACAUUUUUUUUUUGUCUAGUUGUUUUUUGAAAUGCUAGCAUAUUAUGUCGUGUCAGGUCCUGGCCAAAUUAGUUCCUUGCCUCCUUGAAUACCCACCAUUCCAGAUUGAGGGCUCACAUGCCCCUCAAUUUACAAUGAAUUUCCCUGUUUAUACAUUAUACUGCCUUGAUUUCUUGUUACCCUGGCAGAUUGUCUUUGUGAUCUUUGUGAGGUCAUUGCUUUCUAGCAUUUCGUAGUAUUUGGUUUCUCUGAUUUUUGACUUUACUUUGGUUAUUGGACGUUUGCCCACUCCCUGAAUUUGUUUGCUCCUUUUAAACAGACAAUCUCUGUAUGACUGUGACUGUGUCUCUGCAUGUGAAUCUGUGUUGUGACCAGAAAAAUUGCACCGUUAAGAACAACAACAAGAACGAAUGGAAGAAGUAUAUAGUGACUUUUGUUAAAGCGGCCCUAUUAUACCUUUUGGGGGUUUUCCCUUUUCCUGAAGUGUGUUAAAUAGGUUUUUGUGCAUUUAAAUGGUCUGCAAAGGCCAGACAGUCACAGGCACUCCUCCCUUUCCUGAAACGCUUUGAUUGGACAUCUUUGUUUGCUGAGGGGCGGUCAUCUCUAAGCGGUUGACCAAUCACAACAGGCACUGAUGAUAUAACUUCCACAAAAUUGUGAGUAACUCUUCAUUUUGUUUAUCUGUUGAUCUAUACAAAUCUCCUUCUGUACUACCAAAUUCCUCCAAACUUUAGUUUCUAUUUAAUUAAGUGUUUACAUCUUUAAAGUGACAUCCUGUAAUAAUGACACUGACUCUCAGGUGUUACAUUUUCAGGAAAUAAAGGGCACCCUGGGGACAUUUGAUGCACUCUAUCCCAAAAAGUUAUAUGAAAUGUUACUUAAGUAAAAGUAGAAAUACCACAGUGUAAAGGCCUACAUUCAAAACUUGUAUAUUCAAAGUAUAUUGUUUUAUGUUGCAGCUUCUAAAGGUGGAUCAUUUUAAUAAGUGUAUAUACUGUAGAGUAACCUUGUGUCCGUACCAAAGAAGGGAUCAAUAAAGUAUUAUAUUAACCUUU